Didymella exigua CBS 183.55 is the source of this 3492-nucleotide messenger RNA. RefSeq names its product 3-hydroxy-3-methylglutaryl-coenzyme A reductase. The record is from RefSeq and is a predicted model, not a curated record. Bases 1 to 3492 code for a protein of 1163 amino acids. The transcript has 3 exons. Gene Ontology annotation, biological process: coenzyme A metabolic process; isoprenoid biosynthetic process; ergosterol biosynthetic process. Gene Ontology annotation, molecular function: hydroxymethylglutaryl-CoA reductase (NADPH) activity; protein binding. Gene Ontology annotation, cellular component: peroxisomal membrane; endoplasmic reticulum membrane. Lineage: Eukaryota; Fungi; Ascomycota; Dothideomycetes; Pleosporales; Didymellaceae.
AUGUUCGGCUUCCUCACCAGCCGGUGGCAGUCGGCCGCGCCCCAGGCAAAGACCACGCCGACCUGGUUCGCCCGCUCCGUCUCGCCCGUCCUGCUCUCGGUCGCGAAGAAAGCAUGCACACACCCGAUCCACACCAUCGUCACCAUCGCCUUCAUCGGCAGCUACUCGUACCUGGGCGUGCUCGACAAGGGCCUCCUGGACACCGAGGUUGCGCACACCGGGCGCGUUGACCUGCAGACGCUGCUGGCCGGCAGCAAGCUGCUGCGCGUGGGCGCCGAGACCAACUGGCAGUGGCAGGCCGAGGAGACGGGCGCCGGCGUACAGGCACGAGAGCUGGCCCUCGUCACCCUCGUGUUCCCCGAGUCCAGCAGCAGCAACUCGGCGCCGUCGCAGAGCGCGAUCCCCAGCAACGUCUCCGUCGAGCGUCUGCCCAGCUCCUCGAGCUCCUUCUCCACGCUGUCGCAGGACACGUCGCUCGCCUACUCGAUUCCCUACGCCGAAGCCUCCGACUUCCUCAUGGCCAUGCACGAGAUCAUGGCCCCCGCCGACGUCGCAGACGCCCAGGGCUCGGACAAGGAGGGCACGCGCGAGGAGAAGAAGUGGAUGAUGCGCGCCUCCAAGAACGGCAGUGCUUCAGGCGGCGUGCGCAACUGGUUCAACGACUCGUGGACUUCGUUCGUCGAUCUGCUCAAGAACGCCGAUACGGGCGACAUCAUCAUCAUGGCACUCGGCUACCUCGCAAUGCACCUGACGUUUGUCUCGCUAUUCCUCGCAAUGAGGCGACUGGGGUCCAACUUCUGGCUUGCGACAGCCGUGCUCCUCCAGUCAGCCUUCGCAUUCCUCUUCGCGCUCGCCAUCACAGUCUACCUCGGUGUACCCAUUAACAUGAUCUUGCUGUCCGAGGGCUUGCCCUUCCUGGUCGUCAUCAUUGGAUUCGAGAAGCCCAUUGUUCUGACAAAGGCUGUGCUUUCGGCUGCCAUUGACGCCCGCCGCGCUGCAGAGGACAACCGCGGAGAGCCCGUUACUAUCCAGUCUGCUGUUCAGGUCGCCAUCAAGAGGACCGGAUUUGAGAUUGUCAGGGACUACUUCUUCGAGAUCUUGAUCUUGGUUGCAGGAGCCAUGUCUGGAAUCCAGGGUGGACUGCGACAGUUCUGCUUCCUGGGCGCCUGGAUCCUGUUCUUCGACUCCGUUAUGCUCUUGACCUUCUACACCGCAAUUCUGACCAUCAAGCUCGAGAUCAACCGCAUCAAGCGCCACGUAGCCCUGCGUCGUGCACUGGAGGACGAUGGCAUCGAUGGCAAGGUCGCUGAGAACGUAGCUCGCAGCAGCGAAUGGCCCAGCAACUCUGGCGACGUCCAGCUCCGCUCGAACACCACGACCAUCUUUGGCAAGAAGAUCACUGUCCCGAAGUUCAAGGUCAUUAUGGUUGCUGGUUUCUUCCUCGUCAAUUUCCUCAACCUGGCUACCUACCGUUUUGGCCUCACGCCAACCAGGGGAGCUCACGUAUCGGGCGUUGGCGCCUCGCCUCCUCUGGAUCCCUUCAAGGUUGCUGGAAGCGGAUUGGACUACCUCCUCGAGCAGGCAAAGAGCACCGGGGUCACUACUCUUGUUACAGUGCUGAUGCCAAUCAAGUACGAGCUCGAAUACCCGUCCGUCCACUACGCUGAGCCUGGUGGAAUUGAUUCCGACUCGGCUUUUGGAGCCAACAUCAGCAAUCACAUCGUUGACGGCGUGCUCAAGAGCCUGGAAGAUCCUUUUCUCAGCAAGUGGAUCGUGCUUGCCCUGGUCAUGAGCGUCGUUCUCAACGGCUACCUGUUCAAUGCUGCCCGUUUGACCAUAAAGGAGCCGCACAAGGCACUGGAACCCCCCUCGCCCUCGGAGAUCCAGGAUGGUGCUCCUUCCAGUACCCAGUCUCGCGUCCCUUCAAUGUCUGUACCUACUCCUCCUAGGACACCUGGUCCUGAUGAGCAAGCUGGUCGUGGUGGCAUCAAGCCACUCACAGAGAUCGCCCCUCGUCCCGCUCAGCAGAGGCUUCAGGUUGAUAUCCCCGCCGGCCCUUCCGAUUACCAGCAGAAGCAGCCUAACCGAUCCCUCGAGAUUCUGGAGCAGAUGCUCAAGGAGAAGAACGCGCCCAAGAUGACUGACGAAGAACUGAUUGAGAUGUCGCUCAAGGGCAAGAUUCCUGGUUACGCCCUCGAGAAGACCCUCGGUGACAAGACCCGCGCUGUCAAGAUUCGCCGUGGUCUGGUUUCGCGCACCCACGCAACUCGUGAAACAUCGACCCUCCUCGAACGUUCGCUUCUUCCAUACGAGCACUACAACUAUGAACUCGUCCAUGGUGCGUGCUGUGAGAACGUUAUUGGCUACCUGCCUCUCCCUGUCGGUGUUGCCGGACCCAUCCUUGUCGACGGCCAGAACUACUUCCUUCCUAUGGCUACUACCGAGGGCGUCUUGGUCGCCUCCACAUCUCGCGGUGCCAAGGCCAUCAACGCUGGCGGCGGCGUUGUCACUGUUGUCACUAAUGAUGGUAUGACUCGUGGACCCUGCAUCGGAUUCGACAGUCUGGUUCGUGCCGGUGCUGCAAAGAACUGGCUGGACUCUGAGGAAGGCCAGAAGACUAUGGCCGAUGCUUUCAACUCGACUUCCCGUUUCGCCAGGCUCCGAGCACUCAAGAGUGCCAUCGCUGGUUGCAAUGUCUACGUUCGCUUCAGGGCCACCACCGGUGACGCUAUGGGCAUGAACAUGAUUUCCAAGGGUGUGGAGCAUGCUCUGACUGUCAUGGCUUCCGAGUGCGGCUUUGACGAUAUGCGUGUUGUUACCGUCUCGGGCAACUACUGCACCGACAAGAAGCCUGCCGCGAUCAACUGGAUCGAUGGUCGCGGUAAAGGUGUCGUUGCCGAGGCCAUCAUCCCUGGCGCUAUUGUCAAGUCCGUCUUGAAGUGCGAAGUCGAUGACCUCGUUCAGAUGAACAUCCAGAAGAAUUUGAUCGGUUCCGCCAUGGCUGGAUCCAUCGGUGGCUUCAACGCCCACGCCGCCAACAUAGUCGCCGCUAUGUUCCUGGCGACUGGUCAGGACCCGGCGCAAGUCGUCGAGAGUGCCAACUGCAUCACCAUCAUGAACAACGUAAACGGCAGCCUCCAGAUCUCCGUCUCUAUGCCCUCGAUCGAAGUCGGCACCAUCGGUGGUGGCACAAUCCUCGAGCCGCAAUCCGCAAUGCUCGAUCUCCUCGGCGUGCGCGGAGCCCACCAGGAAACUCCCGGCGACAAUGCGCGCCAGCUUGCCCGCAUCAUCGCCGCCGGUGUUCUCGCAGGUGAACUCUCGCUGAACAGCGCUCUGUGUGCAGGACAUCUUGUCAAGGCGCAUAUGGCUCACAACAGAAGUGCCGUCACAUCAGCAGCACCGUCGCGGGCGCCUACUCCUGCGCCGGCUACACCUGCUGGCAACGGAACGCAGACUCCUGCUACCCACGGAGGACCUAUUCCCAGGCGUUAG